CUGCUCGCCAUUAACUCAUCGUAGGUUUGACCCGCCCUGUACCAUCUUCACACUUUGUAGAGUUCCCUCCCCCUCCCUCUUCUCUUUCGAAGGCCAGUCAUGCUCCCAACCCUCGCGGUGGCCUCGCGCUCAGCCUGGAAAGGUCCCUUCUUUGUCGCUCUGCCCAACCUCGCAGCCGCCCUGAGGGAUAACACGCCCAUCCGGACAAAUGCUCGCUCUUGCACCAUUCUGCCAAAUUACGUCGGGCUCCGCUUCCUAAUUCACAAUGGCAAGCAACACCUCCCCAUCUCCAUUACCGAGGAGAUGGUAGGUCACAAGCUGGGCGAAUUUGCUCCUACACGCAAGAGGUUCCAGUACAAGUUUAGUAAGAACAAGUAAAGGAGGAAAGUUGCUCUGCGCAAGACUUCAGGACAGGAGAGGGAGAGGGACAGGAGAGGGACAGAGAUUCUCUGUCAUAUCGGCCGGCAGAGACGAUCGACGGCGCCAUCGGCGGCUACCCAUCAUUUGUAUCACUAGCAUCACAAUAUCAUCAACAUCACACGGCAUACUCCU
Messenger RNA from Microstroma glucosiphilum, 552 nucleotides. Its product is annotated as putative mitochondrial ribosomal protein S19. Gene Ontology annotation, cellular component: ribosome; cytosolic small ribosomal subunit. Gene Ontology annotation, molecular function: RNA binding; structural constituent of ribosome. NCBI's taxonomy places the organism in Eukaryota, Fungi, Basidiomycota, Exobasidiomycetes, Microstromatales, Microstromataceae. The transcript has 3 exons. The record is from RefSeq and is a predicted model, not a curated record. The coding region runs from base 100 to 378 and encodes 92 amino acids. Gene Ontology annotation, biological process: translation; ribosomal small subunit assembly.